Molecule: messenger RNA, 3457 nt
Organism: Hermetia illucens (black soldier fly)
Lineage: Eukaryota; Metazoa; Arthropoda; Insecta; Diptera; Stratiomyidae
Gene: numb
Product: protein numb
Exons: 4
Coding region: 1142-2794 (550 amino acids)
Source: RefSeq, a predicted model, not a curated record
CUGCACAAACGUCGGAGCAUCAACCACAGGUUCAACUUCUUGGUAGGCUAUAGAGGGUUGUGAAGCGGUCUAUGAGGCGGACUGGUUCAGUUGAGAAAGUUGUGUCGAACAGUACAUAGUACGUGUUGUGUGCCUUCGUCGCUCUGCGUCUUCGCUAUACCCUGUGUGCGUCGUCCUCUCGGUUGUCGCGGUUCCCUUUUCGUCCUACAUAAGGGGUUUCCUUGGUGCGUGCGCGGUGUAAAUCCGGUCUGCAUAGUAGACCUAGCGCUCGUUUUCUCACGAGGGUUGGAAGCUAUUUGAAAUUUUAUCUUUCAUUUGUAACGGUCAUUUUUUGGAAGGGUACAGUUGUUGUAUUCGCUGGAAUUUCGCCGAAUUAGCAUGUGAUUUGUGUUGAAAUUUCGGUGUUGAUUAUACCGUGUCAAAAUUUCUUUGUCAAAAAUUUGAUGGUGAUGAUUUGUGGCCUGAAAUUCAUCCCUUGUGUGGUCGCUGAUAUUCUGUGACAUAGCCCUGUUAAUAUCAGCAGUUUUGGUGUAUCCAUCAACCGUCUAUGGAAUUUGGAAUGCGCGUUAUUGCUGGAAUCAGAAAACAAAAAUAGCCAAAAACAGAUUUUAAUCUGUUAAACGCCAGCAAAUGCUUAAAAGAAACUCGUGCCAUAUUCAAAACCCCCAUCAAUUGAAAAUAUCUUAAGAAAGCAAACACGAAAAGCAUAUCUGUGAUUUUAUUACGUAACUUUGAGAUUACACUGUAAAUUUCGCAAUAAUUCUUCAAUUCUCUGCUUAUAACAACAUAAUUACAACACGUGGUAAUUUCGGUUGCCUUUGUGAGCGUUAGCAUCUAAAAAUAUCAUCCCGGUGCAUUAAAAACUCAGGGAAUAAGGUAUUUACCCUGAAGUGCCAAAAGGUCACUUGCACAUUCAGGAAGGAACAAAGUAACAAAACAUCUGAGGAAAGCAAGAGGCAUUAAAUCAGGACUGAAACCGAAAGAUUUUCGCUUAUUAAAAGACCACGAAUUCCUUGAAAAUCUCAUUCAUCCUAAAUUGGGACAAAAAAACAACGAACACCAAGGACUUAAUUUUAAUAUAUCAUACACUCAAACGAUUCCUUUUUCUUUCUGUAAAAAAACAAGGAUUUUAUGAAAGAAAAUGGGAAACUCUUCGUCACAUACACAUGAACCACUUGAAAGAGGGUUCACACGAGGAACAUUUGGUGAUGUGAAAAAUACGAAAUCAGCAUCAUUCCGUUUUAGUAAACGAUCGCCCAAAAAAAUGGAUCGUUUACGAAGAUCUUUUCGAGAUUCAUUUCGGAGACGAAAGGACCGUGUUCCUGAAUCAUCGAAACCACAUCAAUGGCAAUCGGAUGAACAAGCCGUUCGUUCGGCAACAUGUUCUUUUCCUGUUAAAUAUUUAGGCUGUGUUGAGGUUUUUGAAUCGCGGGGUAUGCAAGUAUGCGAGGAGGCACUGAAAGUAUUAAGAAACUCACGUCGACGUCCGAUUCGUGGACAACUCCAAGUAAGCGGUGACGGUUUACGAGUUUUCGACGACGAAACCAAGGGCCUAAUUGUUGAUCAGACUAUCGAGAAAGUAAGUUUCUGUGCACCAGAUCGGAAUCAUGAGCGUGGUUUCAGCUAUAUAUGCCGUGAUGGAACUACGCGUCGAUGGAUGUGUCAUGGUUUUCUGGCGACCAAAGAUUCCGGGGAGCGUCUAUCACAUGCUGUGGGUUGUGCAUUCGCCGUAUGUUUGGAGCGAAAACAACGACGCGAUAAGGAAUGCGGGGUUACAAUGACUUUCGACAUGAAAAAUUCUACUUUCACUAGAACUGGAUCGUUCCGUCAACAAUCACUCACUGAACGUUUUGUGAAUAGCGAACGUGGCUCUGAGAUUGGAGGACAACCACCCUCGGCUGCUGUACAGCCUCAACAGAAGCCAUUUAAUCCAUUCGCAAUCGAGAGGCCACACGCAACACCUUCAAUGCUUGAGCGUCAGGGAUCAUUUCGAGCAUUUAGCACUAUUGGUAGUCAAUCCCCGUUCAAACGGCAGCUGUCCUUGCGUAUCAAUGAUCUUCCGUCCAAUGCUGAGCGGCAGAAAGCAUUCCUAGGAUCAGGCUUAGAUUCUAUUACUACUCCGCAACGUGUGUCGCCAAUUCCGGAAAUUUCACCUCAGAAACACGGGGACACGGUUAGCCAACUUUGCCAAGAGCUGAGCAAAGGUCUGACGAUUCUAACGCAAAACGACAUUGAUGAUAUGAACUUCAAUAAUAAAAUGAGCAUUAAUCAAAACAUUUCCGAUCUUUCUCCGACAUCGCCUAUUUCCCCGACCAAUGGCAUGAUAACUUCACCUGUGACUCCAACAAAUGGUAUCACUCCAGUUGAUCGUAUUGUUACACCACCAACAGCUCAAGUUUCUCCCCGAUCACGGAUCACAACAGCAGUUGUGGCAUUAUCCGGCCCCGUAACUAAUUCAGUAACUAGUGCUGUAACUCCAAUAGUAGCCAGUACAGCGAUUCCAAGCAAAACUUCACCACAACGUGCAGCCGUUCCAGUAAAUACCACAGAAGCGCUUCCCAAUCCCGAUCAGUGGUUGGGUCAGGUGGUGAAAAGCACUUCCCCAUCGCCUAGACGUGCACCAGCUUUGGUGGCACAUGGUCGAACAAAAUCACUUAGUUCCGCCCCCGAUCGUGAUCCAUUCGAUGCCGAGUGGGUUAGUACUGUGACCAAAGUUACAGCUGGGGAGAGAAACACAAAUCCUUUUAUAUCUCCGCCAAAACCACCGGCUCAAUCGUUUCAAGUAGAACUGUAAUUAAUUGAAAUUUACUUAAUAUAUAUUAAUCUAAUUUAAACGCGUAGAUACGAUUAUUACACUAUUAUUGUAUAUGAUAGAUUCUACUUAUAUUAAUGUGUUUUUGUCGCCAAUCAACAAAUUUUAUUUGUUAAUAUUAAUAUUAUCUAAUAUAUACAAAAAGAAAUGUUCUUUCCACUCACUUUUGAUUUACAUUUGUACAAAAUGUAUUAUACGCAGAAAAAAGCAACCAGCAAAAAUGAUGUAUUAUAUUAUUAUGUUUUAGCGAUUAUUAAGUUUAGAUAUCGAUAUAUAGUGCAGAUAGUGCGCGUACUGCAAUUAUAUUGUGGUAUUAGAUAGAAUGUGCGUUAUGUAAGAUAGAACAAUUGCAUAUACGAAAUUAAGUGAUUCACAUACUUAUAUUAUGGGCAAGGGAACAUUGCAGUUUAUUACUUUUUUCGAAUGCUAUUUUUAAGUGUUUUGGUUUCUUAUGUCAACUGUGAAAUGUAAUACGGCACGAGGGAGAUGUAGCCCUAGAAGGUCCUCAUUCGAAUCCUUAGGAAAUUGUCGGCUUUGCUUAACUCAUAUCAUGCUUCUGAGUUAUUUAUGUAACUCCAAAUCCGUGUAUAAGAAUUGGCACAUUGUUCCUUUCAAUAUGAAAAUUAUAUACUUAUUUUAUCUGAA